Solanum pennellii is the source of this 1020-nucleotide messenger RNA. RefSeq lists its product as uncharacterized. Bases 195 to 626 code for a protein of 143 amino acids. The transcript is spliced from 2 exons. The record is from RefSeq and is a predicted model, not a curated record. NCBI's taxonomy places the organism in Eukaryota, Viridiplantae, Streptophyta, Magnoliopsida, Solanales, Solanaceae.
ACUCGUCUGGUUGGAUAAGAUAAAGGGACAAUUCCGAUAAACCCUCAAAACACUUUACUCUGUUCUUCAAGGGUUUUAGAACCAAUCUUUCAAUCCUCUGCUUCAUCUUGCUUUUUGCUUCUACAAAUCUAAAACGAAAAGAGCUGAGGCUGACUCAUUUUUCUUGUGAUAGCAAUACAAAUUUAGCGUGUCGUAUGGCGAGUCUCAUAACUAUGCCUGCUUUAAGCCACUUAUCCACCAACACUAUCAGCUUAGAACGAAGAAAUUUAUGUGCAUCCUCCAGGAGACGUCGAGGAGUUAGGGCAAUGAUGACAGAAAAACCACUGGAGGAGCUGUAUCAUGUGAGAGUAGAGAGAAAUGUGACAAAAGAUCGACUAAUGGAGCUUGGUGUUCAACGAUGGUCAAUGUGGAAAACCGGCAAAUGCAAGUUACCUUGGGAUUGGCAUGUAGACCAGUUGGUUUACAUUGAAGAAGGUGAGGUAAGGGUUGUACCUGAAGGAAGCAAAAGAUUUAUGCAGUUUGUAGCAGGAGACCUUGUCCGCUAUCCAAAAUGGUUUGAAGCUGAUCUCUACUUUAAUGACUUCUACCAAGAGCGAUAUAGAUUUCAAGCAUAUGGAGAUGACUAGUGAAUCAAUUUCCUACAACUAGUUAAUUCCCGGGCUUCUAGUUACUGCACUUACUAGUGAUCUGUUUCAUAAGCAUAUUUAGAUUGCUGUUGUAAUACAAAUGGUAGAACAUGGUCUUUCUAAAUGGUAAGGUGGCCAGAUAACAUUCAAUCCAUUAGUUGUAUGAAUGAUUAUCUUUUCACUGGCCAAUUCCAACAUAGAUCUUGACUACAAUCUUCCGUCAUCUCCUCUCUGGAUGAUAAACGUUUUUGCCACCAGUUAGUAAAAAGAACUGCAACCUGUUUCUUCAUCAUCAUUGUUACAUUGGAAGAUUUGGUGGGAAUGUAUUGGUAUCAGAUUGUCAGUUAAAAUUCCAACACUAUUAUCAUUUAUCAGUUACUUUGAGAUUGUUUUU